Frankliniella occidentalis (western flower thrips) is the source of this 2770-nucleotide messenger RNA. Its product is annotated as ankyrin-2-like. The transcript has 2 exons. The coding region runs from base 39 to 2228 and encodes 729 amino acids. The record is from RefSeq and is a predicted model, not a curated record. Gene Ontology annotation, cellular component: ciliary inversin compartment. Lineage: Eukaryota; Metazoa; Arthropoda; Insecta; Thysanoptera; Thripidae. Gene Ontology annotation, molecular function: protein binding. Gene Ontology annotation, biological process: protein localization to ciliary inversin compartment.
UUUAUGUUUAAAAAAUUGUGUUAAAGGUGUUAUGUCAAAUGUUAUUGGGCAAAAGGACAUUGUGCGAAAAAAAUUAUGUGAACCGUCGUAGAACCGGGACUGCGGCUGUGGCGGAGGCGCUGCUCGCCGCGGUCAAGACUGUGUACUCAGAUCCAGAUCGCCAACAGGCCUUGGCCGGGACGCCUCUCCAUCUCGCUGCAGUGUCUGGCCGCGCCGAGGUGGUGGCCGUGCUGCUCAGAGACCCCCGCGACCUGGAUGCAAUGCACAGGGGGUUGACACCCCUGCACUUCGCUGCCCGUUACGGCCACGACCAGGUGGUGCGUAUGCUCCUUGCGGCCGGCGCGCGCUGCCAGGCCGACGCUGACGUUCUCACACCUCUGGACGCUGCUGCGCGCUCUGGCAGCGCCCCCACGGUGCGGCUGCUGCUCGGCGCCGCCCCGCCGCCCGCUGCCGAGGUCUGCUGGAGGGCCGCUUGGGAGACCGCUGGGCAUGCCCACGAGGAGGCCUGCUCCGCGCUGCUGGACGAGCUCGAGGCGCGCGGGCUGCUGCAGUGGGGCCCGGAGGCGAGGGAGGUCCUGUACGAGGCGGGCUGCGGAGGGAGCAGCGCCAUCGCGCUGAGGCUGCUGGGCCUCCCUACUGCCGCCCUGGGCGAGCGCCUGCACGACAACGGGGAAACAGUCCUACACGCCGCUGCCGCUAAUGGCCGCGCUGAGCUCGUGCGCGCGCUCCUCAGCCGCGGGGCGGACCCGCUGGGCGAGGAUGCUGAGGGCAGCACCGCACUGGACCUGGCAGCACUGGGUGGCUCCACGGACACCAUCACCGCGCUAGUGGAGCACAUCCCGGGCGGCUCCCUACAGGCGGCCCUCGGGGAGGCGCUGCGUGUGGCCGCACGGUACGGUCAGCUCGGGGCGGCGCAACGGCUCGUCCACCACGGUGCGGUCGUUAACGCGAAGGACGGGGAGAGGUGGACGCCCCUGGGCUGUGCCCCUGAAGGGGGCGCGACCGAGGUGGUGCGUUGGCUGCUGCAGCAGGGGGCCGACCCGAGCCUGGGCGAGCGCCUUCCUCUGCACCUGGCUGCAUUGUACGGGCGGCUGAGCGUGGUCAAGCUACUCGUGCCGCCGCUGCACGCGGGGGACCAGGCCCAGGACCCCCCCGGCGGCGAGGAGCCCUCAGCCCUGAGCGUGGCCGUGCAGGCAGGCUCGCGAGAGGACCUGCAGCGAAUCUUGGGGCAGUUUGUGGAGCACCUCAGGCCCCUUUCCAGCAGGUACACGAGGGAGGACAGGCUCCGGGACAAGGCCGAGGCGACGGCGGCGCUGAGGAGGAAGGAGAAGGGGGAGGGCGAGCGCCUGCGCCUGCUGCAGCAGGUCGACAGUGGUGGCCUCACGGCCCUGCACACUGCGGCAGCAGUGAGCGCGCUCCCCGUCGUGGAGUACCUGCUGGAGCGGGAAGGGGAGCUCCUGCAGCGGAUCUACUCCAAGCACAAGAACACCGGCGUGCCGCGGCUGGACGGCCUCACGGUGUACGCCCGACGAGCUGACGGGCACACCGCCCUGCAGUGCGGCGCUCUGAUGCUCUGCGCGCCGAGCGUGGCCGAGGCGCUGCUCAGGCGGAUGGGGGACGAGAUGUGGCUGGCCCUGGGCCACAGGGACCUGCAGGAGGUGCGCGGCAUGGCCGUGGAGGCCCUCUGGCUCGCCGGGCUCGCCGCUUAUCACCUCAGAGGCGGCGGCCGCCUGGUCCGCGCGCUCUGUGAGGGGCUGCUGGGCGAGAAGAACGAGAACAGACUGCAGGACAUCCGAAGCGGAGCCGUGGCGGCGCUGUGCUCCGGGCAGCACGUGUGGCACGCAGUGGUGGACCUGGUCAGGUGGCACCUGGAGGCGCUGCCGCUGAACCUGCCGGACCUGCGGCUGUGUGCCCUACGAGCCAUGCGCCGCUGCCUGCAGCUGGGCCCGCGCGGGGAGAAGGCGCUGCAGCUGCUGAGCCUGUGGGUGCGCGACCUGCGCGACCUGCGCGAGGGCGCCGUGCACAAGACGCACGAGAGAGUGGCGUGGAGGAUAGCCGCCGAGGCACUGAGAAUCGCUGUCGAGAGGCGGGACCAGGACUCGUUCCAAGUCAUCCGUCGCCUCCUGUGGAGGGCUAAACAUUUUACCUUAUGGAUAGUCAUCUCCCUCGCGCUCGCGGUCUCCCCAGCGGCGGUGUUCAUGAUGUGGGUGUUGAGUCUCUUGUCGUGAAACGCGACGCGCACGCGGCCGGACUCGGCGGUUGUGGUGGAGCGACUCAAAGCUUAUAGGGAGUGUGGCGCGAGAUUCAAAACAUUUGAUUCAACCAUCUAAUGUCGUUCAUGUCACAUUUAAAUUGCCUGAUCGAAAUGAGUGGGUUGUUGGGGCCAAAAGAGACCUGAUUAUCGGAUCGCGUUGGAGUUGAAGUAGACACCUGCACGCACGUUUGUAAAAAUAAAUAAAAACCAGGGAGAUGACAAGGGACUGCCACCGGGCUUGGUCCGGACGGAAAACGGACGGAAAGUCUUCCCCCACAGCCUAAUAUUAUAGCAAGACAGAUCUUUAUCAACGUCAAUCGGCUUAUCAAAACUGGAACUGGAACGUCAAUCGGCUAUCUUUAUCAAAACUGGAUAACGAGAACCGGCAAUAAUUAUCAAAACGGGAAAUUUUUACCUUCGGGUAGAGACAGACCACAAGGGACUGUCUAAAAAGAAUUAUUCUAUUCCAGUCUAUUAUAUUACUGUAUUUACACUCGUAGGGAAAGGGGGGGGGCG